AUGGGAGACUGCGGCGUCACUGCUCCGCCUUUACACACCGCGCCCAUCGACCAUCCACCGCAGUCCGCGGCAUCCUCCAAUGAGAUCUCCAUCCUGAUAACGGGCUUCGGACCCUUCAAAACCAACCUCGUCAACGCCUCAUAUUUAAUCGCCUCAUCUCUCCCGCCAUCAUUCGCCUUCUCCUCACCCGAUAAAGCCGAUUCGCGCCGAGUCUCGAUCCAUGUGCACCCGACUCCAAUUGCCGUGGCAUAUGCCACCGUGCGAGAGAGCAUGCCCCUAAUACUGGAAGAGUUCGCAGCCUCCAAUGGCGGCCGAAGGCCCGAUCUGAUCAUGCAUAUUGGGAUCGCAUCGCCGCGACCUUACUAUUCCGUGGAAACACUAGCACACCGCGAUGACUACAUUAUCACCGACGUCGAAGGCCGUGGUGGCUGGGAGGAUGGCGAGAAGCUAUGGAGAGAAUUGGGUCUCCCUGCGGUGCUCAUACCCGGUCGUGCCUCGGAGGACCCGUCUGCUGCAUCGUCGUAUCAGCCCGACGAGCACUUCCUAGAUGUGUGGCGCUCGUUUGCUCCCAAUUCAGAUCUUAGGAUUUCAAAGGAUGCAGGGCACUACCUGUGUGACUUUAUUUUCUACACCAGUUUGUCGCUGGCUUUGCAGAAGGGUCAUGAUCGGAAUGUACUUUUCCUUCAUGUUCCUGGGGCCGCUGAGGAUGCGGAUAUUGAACAAGGGAGGGUGGUGGCACUUGCUUUGAUCAAGUCAAUGGUUGCUUGCUGGAUUGAUAAGAAGCAUGCAGUAUAA
Penicillium brevicompactum is the source of this 795-nucleotide messenger RNA. RefSeq names its product putative pyroglutamyl peptidase type I. Bases 1 to 795 code for a protein of 264 amino acids. NCBI's taxonomy places the organism in Eukaryota, Fungi, Ascomycota, Eurotiomycetes, Eurotiales, Aspergillaceae. The record is from RefSeq and is a predicted model, not a curated record. The transcript has 2 exons. Gene Ontology annotation, biological process: proteolysis.